AUGGGGGACACAGCCGAGCCCGACGGCACUGGUGGGGCUGCGGCGGCAUCCAAUGGUGGUGCCCUGACUGGGGUGCAGGGGCUGGUUCAAGCCUUGCACGGCUUGAUCGAUGUCCAGAGGAGCACGGGGUUUACGAAACACUUGAAACCCCCUUCGGUGUUUGCCCCAGAGAACCGUGGUGACGAGCUCAACAAAUGGAUGGAUUGGAGAUUCCAGUUCGAGACCUUCAUAGGAGCUGUUGACCCAUCCAUGCUGUCCCACAUGAAGCAAGCCGAGAAGGAAGAAAACUCGAUCAACGAUGGACUUCCCUCGGUCAGGCUUCAUAUACAGAUGACGCUGCAAGAUGACACUACGUUUGAGGAUUUGAGGCAGCGCAUUGAGAUGUAUGAGCAGGUGAGUCAACGAUGGUCGAGCGAUGGAGGCCUGCAGAUGGGUGUGAAGCCUUUGAUGGAUCAAGGAGUCAGGAGUCUGAGAUUGGUCACGCCAACCGGGCUGGCUACGAUGGAGAUCUUUGACCUGACGGAGGAUGACUCGCCUGAGGAGUUGAUGGCGGAGGACGAGGAUGAGUCAGCCUUGCAAGUGAUGGCCAUCCGGGAGUACGACAAGAAUCCGGAUGAGGCGGAGGAGAUCUUCUACGACUGCCAGAGCAGUGAGGAGAGUGAGCCAUUGUGUACUCCAUCGAUGGAAGAUACACGAAGUGAUGCCCUACGAGCCCAAUCCGAAGAUGACAAGGGCCAAAUUCAGAAAGUGUGCAUGGUGAGGAACGAGACUCCCAAUGUCGUGAUGACGCUUGAUUCGGGAGCAGAUGUGUCAGUGGCGCCAGAGCAGUACUACGCCCUGGGACUACCUGGCCAGCAACGUUCCAUUUGCAUGAUGGAUGCUCAAGGAGGUGCCAUCAAGAGCGCUGGAAACAGGCGACUUCGACUUCAAGCCUACACCAGAGCAGGCGAGAUGGUGGAAUUCGUGGAACAGUUUGCCCUGGGUGUGGGUGUAACGCACCCGUUGAUGAGUUUUGGACGGUUGCUCAAGCAAGGCUGGGUGCUAUCUCGAGACAGUCAAGGCCUUUACGUGGAGCACAAGGAGAAAGGCCUGAUGAUCCCAGCGCGGCUUGAGCGAAAUUCAUUGGUCAUGGACGUGAGAGUUUGUGCAGUCCGGGCUGAGGACAAUGAGACACAGGAGAUGGAGGCCAUGGCUGCGAAUGACAGGGACAGCCAAGAGGUUGCACUGAACGUGGCAGCAGAAUCCCACUCCAUGGACAGAGGAGUGAAGAGGAGUGUUGAGAAGAAAGAGAAGGAGGAGAUGAAUGAUGAGGAAGACCAGCAGAUGUUGGCCUUGAUGCAAGAAUUAUCUCAACAGGUUGAGCCGGAUGCCCCAGCGGAUCAUGUCGAGGAGACCCCUCCAAAGAAGUUGAAAGGUGAAGGAGUCGAAGACAACCAGAGAUCACCAGGCUACACCACAGAGGAGUCAGGGGAGGUCAUUGUGGAGGCCAGCAGCAGUGAAGAUGGAAAGGUGCAAGCCCGCAUGGCGAGAUGGCAGAAUUGGAAGUUGCGGAAAGGCAUAGUGAAGGAGGAACCCAUGGAGUUGUCGGACAGCCCCGUAGCGGAUGUGAUCGAGGACAGUCACGUGUUCCCGGUUAGAGGAGAAGCAACAAGCUUGUAUGGGUUCAUCUCAAGAGAACUGGCACUACUGGAGAAGAUGCCCGGCUGGCAUGCUCUGCCCAAUGGCAUCGUUGUCCAUUCCAGUCCUCAAGCAACUCACUUUCUGGACCCGAGCAUGGCCUUUGGUCCAGAAUGGUGUGGACGGAUGACGUUGUUGAAGAAGAAGGACAACAGUGGAGCAUGGGAACAGGUGGAAAGUCCAGUGAGCCAGUAUCCCUUGUUGAGCGGGGAGCCAUCCUCGUGGCCGGACGAUGAGAGGGAUGAAGAAGGAGGCGAACUGCCAAUGUUGGCCGCUGGAAGUGGUGGACGACCAGAGAUUGUGGAGGAUGUGGCCUUUGUGGACCCUGAUGAACUGCGGAUCCAAAUAGAUGAAGCCUGGUUUGACAAGGAGACAAAGUUGAAGGAUUUGCAAGAAGUUUGCAAGCAGUUGGGCUUGGCAACAUCCGGUUCCAAGAUCAAGGUGUUGCGACGACUCCAAAGCUACAAGCAUCACCAGGAGGAGAAGAUGGCGUAUGAGGUCGCCCAGAGAUUGUUCAGUGAGAGCAGACGAGAGGCCAUUCCGCUGACAACACCAAAGCUGCCAAGCCGUCACGAGCAAGAGCUUCAUCAACUCACGCACUUGCCUUUUCAGCCCUGGUGUCAGCAGUGCGUCGCUACUCGAUCGAGAGAGGAUCCCAGGACAAAGGAGGAUCAGGCUGACCGGAAGGAUCGAGGGAGACCCGUGAUCAGCUUUGACUACGGGUUCACAUACACCACUGGCAUCCUGAUGAAGACAAAGUUUGCAGCACGUCAACGACUGGCAGAUGCGGCAGAGGAUGCAGUGGGCGAUGAGCAGGUGGAGAAGGAGGCCAAACUGAUCGGAGAGCAAGAGAUAAAGACGAAAGAGGACCUGAAGAAGAACACCGGCAAGCUAGCGAAGACCCUCGGAGCGAAUGCAAGAGUUGCAGUGGUGAUCGCAUUGUCUCUACUGCAAGGGGGUCAAGGGGCAGACACUCAGGAGCAUGAGACAGAAGAGAAUGAAGGCACGGACACAUGGUGGGUUCGGCUGCUGAUCACUAUGAUCUGUUUGGCAAGUGUUGGGGCCUUGAGCUUGGCACGGCUGACUUUGCAGACAGUGCAGACAUGGUGCAGCAGGAGACGAGGCCAUCGACAACCCGUGCAACGACGUGAAGAAGAGGAGGAUGCGGAUGACCCGCAUGUGAGAAGAGGAUUGCAGGAAAGCACCGACCAGCAUGAAGAGCCGCACUACGAGAAUGACCCUGAGAAGGUGAACAUGCAGUGGCAAAUAGUUCACCUAGAGGUGGCUGUGGCCGAGCAAGAAGAGAGAUUGAAAGAAGCUCGAGAAGAACGUGACCGGCAAGCACGUGAAGUGGUGAGAAUGUACAAUAUGUGCUCUGAGCUGCGCUUCGAGCUUGAAGCAGUGAAGGAAGAGAAGGACAAAGCCCAGAAGAAGGCUAUCCAGGAGUUAGCCUACAACGCCGAAGGCUUGUCGCUUGACUUCUACCGCGACUACAACACUUCGUGGAGACAGCCAGCGCAAUUCUUCACCCGGAUUGAAAAGAUCAACAGGUCCAAGCUGAUGGUUUGCGAAGACACUUCCUUGAUGAAUGUGGAGGUGAUUAAGGUGUACCUGGAAAUCACUGGCGAUCAUGAAGGUGUUUCCCAAGGCAAUGAGAGCAUCCGUGGCCGAUGCUUUGACCAACAUUUUUGGUAUGCACCUGCUUGCCGGAGCAAUGCAUCCAGUUGCAUUCUUAGCGUUACUGGGGGCACUGGUUGGGGCAUCAGCGAAAUGCUGCAGAAGGCCACUUUGCUGGGCAUGCCGUUGGCGUGGGCUACAGCCAAUGGCUGGGAGGCAUACACUUCCUUGCCAAUGGACUACGACGCGGUCUUUUAUUGGUGGACACCCGAUCCCACCUUUCUCAGGUUGAAUGCCAAGACCAUCAUUUUCCCUGCGCAUGAUGCGGUUGAGUGGAGCAAAAACAUUCGAGGGACCGCUGCGACACGCGUCCAGAUUGACAAGUAUAUCAGUCAGGACUGA
Molecule: messenger RNA, 3696 nt
Organism: Durusdinium trenchii
Lineage: Eukaryota; Dinophyceae; Suessiales; Symbiodiniaceae
Source: the annotation of a GenBank genome assembly